AGUGAUUAUCUCCUGGGUAUAGGAUUUUUUUUUUAUGCAGAACAAAUUUUCUAAAGGUUUCUUCUUUUUUUAGUCUGGGAAUGUCUCAAAAAAGAACAAAUCAAUGCAGCUCUCUUUUCAAGUCACAAUAUAAAAAAAAAGUAUAAAAAAGCAUCCAUCCUUUAAUAUAAAAUGUACAAUAACGAAAUUGAUUUUAAAGAAAUUGAAUUGAAAAAUGCGUCGUGAUACUCAAGAAAAAAUUGCUCAAAUGCAUGAACAAUUGGUUCAUAUAGCUCAAAGAUGUUCACAAACUGCCCAUUCUGAUUAUACGGCUGAUGAUAUUCGUAAAUUACAAAAUAAGUUAAGUCAUAUCGAUCAAAAGUAUCAGGAAGGUAUACUUCAUGCCCAGUCGCAACAAAACAUCUCGGAGGAUCCAUAUGAAAUUCCUGGAGAAGCACAAAUCGCUAAUGAAUUGAACAUCGUUCAUGAUGCUAUCACUUCCAUGCUACAGAACAUAGAACAACAAUGAAUAGUAAUGUGAUGAAAUUGUAAAUAAAAUAUAAAAAAAAAAGCAUAUGAUUCGUUUUUACCAAACAUAUCAAUGGUUAUGUUGCAAAUGACUGAAACAUCAUUAUCACCCCUUUCAUUUCCAAAAUUCAACCAAUCAUUCAUCCCUCCAUUUUUUUUUUAUUUUAAAAAAAA
Halteromyces radiatus is the source of this 681-nucleotide messenger RNA. RefSeq lists its product as uncharacterized. Lineage: Eukaryota; Fungi; Mucoromycota; Mucoromycetes; Mucorales; Cunninghamellaceae. The coding region runs from base 215 to 508 and encodes 97 amino acids. The transcript has 2 exons. The record is from RefSeq and is a predicted model, not a curated record.